This is a messenger RNA of Lates calcarifer (barramundi perch), 3844 nucleotides long. It is a transcript of the gene dbf4, whose product is annotated as DBF4 zinc finger. Gene Ontology annotation, biological process: regulation of cell cycle phase transition; positive regulation of nuclear cell cycle DNA replication. Lineage: Eukaryota; Metazoa; Chordata; Actinopteri; Centropomidae. Bases 508 to 2394 code for a protein of 628 amino acids. Gene Ontology annotation, molecular function: protein serine/threonine kinase activator activity; nucleic acid binding; zinc ion binding. Gene Ontology annotation, cellular component: nucleus; Dbf4-dependent protein kinase complex. The record is from RefSeq and is a predicted model, not a curated record. The transcript has 12 exons.
UUGAUCGUGAUGGUGGUUACGUGGCCGGAAAGUGUAAAACAUGGCAACGUAGACUUCCUCCACCAUUGGAUUUAAAGCGGGAAAGGGACGUUUGUGAUGUGAAAAGUUUGCUCCAGCUGACGGCACAGUUGUGAAACAACAUGCCAGUGGAUACUAUGUGGUAAAAACAUACCCGCGGGGUUCUGAAGACGUGUACGAAGUUUUACUUUUGAAAUAAUGUAACGUAAGCAAGGUAGCUAACCGACAAAGCCGUCUGUCCGCUGGGGAACCGUGAGCGUACGUUAAGUCGGCGUUUAACAGUUACCGUCAGUUAAACUAGACAGCGAGAAACACGUCUCGGCUAACGUUUCAUUCUUUUACUUGUUUCUAGCGAAACGCUUGUUUAUAGUUUCACUCUGCGUCUUCUUUGUAAACAACAUUUUCUUUGUUUACACCCACGGGACAAACAAGGACUUCCUGGGGCAUGUUGACUCAAGGUGAAGGGGCAAGACAACAUUUUUUCUCUCAAUGAAAGAGAAUAAAAUGAAGCCAAAACGCAUUCAGAGGCACAGAGGGCCAAACUGGCAAGGAAAGGACGCCAACACUGGUGACAAGACGACACUGAGCCAAGCUAAGCCAACAUCACAUGUGUCCUCUCCUGCUCAAGUCAAACCUUUUGCUGGGAAAGUCUUUUACCUGGAUCUGCCAUCAAACAGGACAGCAGAGACACUGGAGAGAGACAUCAAAGAAUUAGGAGGGACUGUUGAGAAGUUCUUUAGUAAAGAAAUUAAGUAUUUGGUGUCCAACAAGAGGGAGGCCAGAUAUGUGCAGUGCCUCAGGCAGGACUCUCCUGUCCCCAGCCCGGAAUCUGGACAGAGUUCACCGCGCCCUCGCUCAAAUUCACACCAGCCUGGCAGCCAUGGGGACAAGAUCAAAAGGUCGCAGCGCCAAACAGACACAUUUGUCACAAGUCGAGGGAAGUCUUUGGUGGAGAGAGUGGUGAAGGAGCAGGAGAGGGUACAAAUGAACAAGAUUCUGUCAAAUGCUCUGGAGUGGGGUGUGAAAAUCCUCUACAUAGAUGAUAUAAUCGCUUAUGUACAGAAGAGAAAAAAGAUUGUCAGCAGCCUGUGUCCUGCAACCACUACUGUCAAAACAAAUGUCAAAGCUGAGUCCGCAGCAAAGCAAGGCCCUCAAAAAUGCAAAGGUGGGAGAAUCAGUAAACCCUUCGUCAAGGUUGAAGAUUCAAGCAGACACUAUCGUCCAAUCUACCUCACAAUGCCAAACAUGCCCGAGUUCAACCUGAGGGCCGUUCCUCCUUUUAGUCCCUUUUGUGUGGAGGACAAGGAUCAUCCUGGGAACAAGCAGCAGGGACACAGAGGUGUGAAAGCCUCAGCCAGUGAGGAGAGAGCUCACGGCCGAAAGAAGAACAGGGACAAGAAACGAGGCGGCUACUGCGAGUGCUGCAUGGUCAAAUAUGAAAACCUAAAAAUGCAUCUACAGAGUGAACGUCACAAAGCUUUCUCUAAGAGUGAUGAAUACUUGGUGGUGGACAGACAGGUUUCAACGCUGCACUGCAGCUUCAUCGACAUCAGAACUAAAGUUAAAAGACCAAAGUGCAGUGUUUCCUCUGUUCUGGUUGCUCCUGGACCAUGUGGGAAAACUGAGCUAAGGCACAGGGGAGAUGUCGAUACCACAGAGACUAUUAAAGAGGAGCAUCACCAGGCUGUCGAUGUGGAAUCUAAUUCAGGACAUGCUUUAAAAAUCAGAUCAGUUCCUGGUUCUGCUCCUCUGAUUCACAGAGAGAGAGACUGGAGGAACUGUUACACUUACUCAGACAGAUCUAAGCACAAGUCUCUUGCAAGUAAACGGCCGUGCAGACAAAAUUCCUUGACUUCUUGCACUCAAAAAGCUGAGCAGGCUCAAAUUCCUCAUGUCAAGACGGAAACAGCCCCCUCUAGAGGGGAAUGUCUUGUUUCUUUUCCCUCAAGAGUUACUCGGGCCAACUCUAUGGACCAAAUAUCUCACAAAGACAUGAACAGCUCAACCUCACUCUUCAGUGUACAGAACGAUUCCUCAAAAGGCCUAAAUGUUGUGACAAAUCAACAAGAGGAGUUUGACACAAACAAGGAUUCGUUACAGUUUGAGGCUGUUCAGGAUGGAAACACAUCGCCCGACAAAAUGACUGGAAACAACCUCACAGAAGAUGAAGAGGGAAGUCUUCCUCCACAGAGCUUCUCUCUGGCCCGGAAAAUACAGAGGAGGGUCAGAGUAUACAAACGUAAAAGACGGAAAGUAGACACACAUGUUAAACGUGUAACGCUGAACAAUGAUCCAGACAACUCUGUGCUGAAGCUGUGGGAGCUUUUCCAGUCAAGUGAUGACAUGGACGUGGAGUUUCACGGAUUUGAGGACUAAGAAAGAACAAAUGAACUGAAGGGAUUAACUGCACUAUUAUUGCCUUUUCCAAUACUAGAACCAUUCCACUUUGUCUAGCAAGCUAACAGAUUGUUCUUGUUUCCAGGGACAUAUUUUUACCCUUGCUUUGUUUAAUGUCAGGUGAAAGGCAGCUGCUGAUGUGCUGUAACAUUUUCUUUACAGCACAGUAUACAUUUUAAGAGGUAAAAUGUCACAUGUCAACAUUAUCAUUAUCUUCACAGUGGCUAUAAACUGUAUGACUUCUAUCAUUUUGCACACAACUUGCUGCAAAAACAUGAUAAUUACAUUUAUUUGGCAUUUCUAUUAUCAGAAUAGAUUGAAAAUUAAAGAAAUGUUUGCAGAGCGAUAAUAUUCCCAUCACAGUAACAUCUCAUCUGAGCUGUCUCAAAGCCCAAGAAUAUUUCUCUCUCCUUUGUGAUGGGUUUGGAUUUAAAAAGGGAAAUCAAUAAUAUAAUUUCAACAGGAUUCACUUUUUUUUCUCUGCUCAUGAGAUAAUAGGUUUUCGUGAUAUUAUGCACAUUCAUUGUGAAUUGAAAUAUCCACUAUUUGCCCACUUGGUCCAAGUUGCCUCACUCUUGAGAUUAUUCCAUAACACAUUAUUCAUUCCUCAGUUUUACACUAAUGAGUUGUGAAGUCUCUGCCGUUUGUAUCAGUAACGGGAGCCAAUCCUCUAAAUUUAUAUAAACUUAUGGGGUAAAAUGCCGCCCAUAGAAGACACUUCUUUUACACAUUGCUCUGCAGAAUAAAACACAGCACUCCCAACCCCACCACAAAGUAUAAAUUGGACUUUAUAGAAGACAGAGAACAGUAAUUUGUUUGGAUCUUAAACCAGAAAUUACCCAUCAAAUGUAUUUUUGAACAGAGGUGUAAAAUAUCAGAGUUGAAUACCUUUUAUUGCCACUAGAGGAUCUGUGAAAUAUUAGUGAGUGAAUACAUUUUGUGUGUUUAUUUUCAAAGUUUACAGUCUCUGCAUGCACACAGACUAAAUUCGGAAUGUUUUUCUUUUACAGCCCCGUCAGAUAUAAAUGGUACAGUAAUUUAGAGAAAGAAGACUUGAAUCUUCCCAGACAUGAAGAACUGAUAUUAUUAAAUACAUAUACUGGUUUUGUAUGUAUUUUAAUGUGAAUGACCUGUGGUUCAGAAGUGUGGUACUUGACAUUUUAUGUGACAUUUUAGGAUUCUUCCUAAGUGCACUUUUCAUGACCUGCCUCCAUGUGCUUUUUUUCUUGAUGCAUUAGCUCAGCUUCUCCCUUUUUUCUCUGCAUUUAGUGCAUUAGCAUAGUGCCCUUGUUCUCCCUCAAUGCUCUCAGAUGAAUGCACUGGGUCAAAUGGGAGUCUCUGUGCCACUGGCAUCAAGAAAACAACAUGAGCAGCAAUGUGCUCUGAGGUACAAACAGCAUUACUACAAAUAAAGGUAGCGCUGAACGCA